AUGAUUGUUUUAGUUCUCAUUACGCUCUGCCUUGUUUCCGGCGCACUUUCUUCGUUGCUGUGUCCGAGGAAAUUUAAUCCUGAGCUGACAGUGCACUUGGCUCAUCCGAUCGACUGCGGUAAGUUUCUAACUUGCGUUGGAUCCCAUCCGGUCGAACAAUCCUGUCCAUCAGGACUUCACUGGAAUGAAGAGCAGGGCUUUUGCGAUUAUCCACGUGCUUCUAAUUGCUCCCGGGGGGAUGCUGCGAAAGAGGCGCAGUUCAAUUUGACUACGAUUUCACACAGCCAGCAAUGUUUGCCACAAACCGCAAGAUGUCCCGUGAACUCUAAGCCUCGGGAAGAAGUUGUUUUUGUAAAACACCGGAAUUGUCGCAAGUUCUACGCGUGCGUGUCUGCUCAACCAAUUGAGCUGAGCUGCCCCUACCAGUUGUAUUGGAAUUCGAAGAGUUGUAUCUGUGAUUAUGACGUCGACGAUGAAUGCAAUGAGGAUGGCGAUAGGAUCGAAGACGACGUUGAAGAAGCUCAACCUGAGGACGGUGAUGCUGAUGAAGAGCAAGAACAGGAAGAGGAACAACCUAAGGAAGACGAGGCAGAACAGAGUCAAUCAGAAGCAAAUGCAAGCUCAUCGGAAUCUACUGCAGUAAGAGUCCGCCGAGCUGCAGAUAAUUCUGGUUCAGGAGCUAACUCCGGCGGUUCUGGAUCAGCAGCAAACUCCGGUAGUUCUGGUUCAGGUUCGAACGCAAAUACUGGCCCAGGAUCCGGUUCCAAUCCGGGAUCCAAUUCUGGCUCCAGCUCGGGAUCAGGAUCAGCACCGGUUCAAUCGGGUGCAGAUAUCCAUACUGUUUCCUCGAUUGCCGUACUUUUGUUCACCGUUACGAUGAGUGUAUUGUGA
Molecule: messenger RNA, 891 nt
Organism: Sabethes cyaneus
Lineage: Eukaryota; Metazoa; Arthropoda; Insecta; Diptera; Culicidae
Product: peritrophin-1-like
Exons: 3
Coding region: 1-891 (296 amino acids)
Cellular component (GO): extracellular region
Molecular function (GO): chitin binding
Source: RefSeq, a predicted model, not a curated record